AUGGAUGAUCCCAACGACCACGCGAUCGCCCUCAGCAUUGCGCAGGCCGUCGAGGCCGAUGCAGAGCUGAUUGCCACCUUCAUUCGUGAAGAAGAACAGGCCAGACGAGAUUUCGAAUUGGCUAGGCAGCUGGAACAGAACCCAAAUGCCAUCCUCGAAGAAGGUGGCGGCGUUGAUCAUGGUGGGCUUGAUGACGAAACUUAUCGUACAUUGCAAGCUUUCAAUAUCGCUGUGCAGCAAGAAGAGAGCACUGCAGUUGAGGCGGAACCCACUCACGAGGAAACUCACGAAGCCCCCAGUGUUGCUGGAGGAGAUGAAACGGAUGACGGGAGUACCAUUAAUGAUGACCCACAGGUUGACGCCGAGGACCAAAGCAAUUGUGAAGCUUCUCAAGAUGACGUCUUCCACAUGGACGAAGUUGGGAUCCAGGCAGAGGACAGCCAAAUCGACGGCAUCCAACCCGAGGACACUCAGGAAGAGCGAGAUGCCGACGAGCACACAGGAACCGCCCAGGCCGCGUCCCUUGCUCCUCCAGACCUACAUGUCGAGACAAAGGAGUGUCUUUACUGCACCGACAAGCUCCCCAUCGACAUGGUUUUCGAAGCUCCCUGCGCCCACGCAAUGUGCCAGCCAUGUCUCAUCAGAAGGAUUCAGGCAGCGAUGAAAGACGAAUCUCUCUUCCCGCCAAAGUGCUGCGGUCAGGCUAUUCCUAUGGACACAACAAACACCUUCAUUCCAGAAGACUUGUUGACCGAGUAUGAAAGCAAACGUGAGGAGUUCGAAACCACCAAGCGUACCUACUGCAGCGACCGGACAUGCUCUGCGUUCAUACCUUUGAGUUACAUCCAUGCUGGUAUUGCCCGCUGCACUCGCUGCGAGAAGGGGACGUGCCUUAAUUGUCUGAGCGAGGCACAUGAGGGUACCUGUGCCGAUGACUCUGAGUCACAACGAGUUGUUCGCCUGGCCGAGGAAAACGGAUGGCGCCGCUGUGAACAAUGCAAGAUCAUGGUUGAACUGACCCAUGGUUGUUUCCACAUUUCUUGUCGAUGCGGCCACCAGUUCUGUUAUCUGUGCGGGAGGCAGUGGAAGACCUGUAACUGUCCCCAGUGGAAUGAGCGUCACCUCCUGGGGCGGGCAGGAGAACUUGCUGCUAUUGUUGCACCGGUACAAGCAGCACCUGUUGGAGCCCUUGGAUGCCGUCACCGAAACUACAGACCCUUUGACCGUGUGGAGGGUCAAGAUGAGUGCGACGAUUGUGGGACUGAGAUGCGGCAAUACAUCUUGUCUUGCCCAGAGUGUGACCUCGUGCUUUGCCGUCGCUGCCUCGAGACUCGCCGACGCGCGUCGUGA
Molecule: messenger RNA, 1350 nt
Organism: Fusarium verticillioides 7600
Lineage: Eukaryota; Fungi; Ascomycota; Sordariomycetes; Hypocreales; Nectriaceae
Exons: 2
Coding region: 1-1350 (449 amino acids)
Biological process (GO): protein polyubiquitination; positive regulation of proteasomal ubiquitin-dependent protein catabolic process; ubiquitin-dependent protein catabolic process
Cellular component (GO): cytoplasm; ubiquitin ligase complex
Molecular function (GO): ubiquitin protein ligase activity; zinc ion binding; ubiquitin conjugating enzyme binding
Source: RefSeq, a predicted model, not a curated record